AUGGGCUGUGCCUCCGCCAAGCAUGUGUCUACUGUUCAAAACGAAGAGGAAACUCAGAAGGGCAAGAACUACCAGAACGGAGAUGUGUUUGGGGAUGAGUAUAGGAUCAAACCAGUGGAAGAGGUCAAAUACAUGAAAAAUGGGGGAGAAGAUGAUCAGAAAAUAGCAGCCAGGAACCAAGAAAACUUGGAAAAAAGUGCCAGUUCAAACUCAAGACUCAAAUCUAACAAAGAGAUCCCAGGAUUAGUACAUCAACCCAGAGCAAACAUGCACAUCUCCGAAAGCCAACAAGAAUUCUUCAGAAUGCUUGAUGAAAAAAUUGAAAAGGGUCGUGACUACUGUUCAGAGGAGGAGGAUGUCACAUAG
Cinclus cinclus is the source of this 366-nucleotide messenger RNA. It is a transcript of the gene C8H1orf21, whose product is annotated as chromosome 8 C1orf21 homolog. The transcript is spliced from 5 exons. Lineage: Eukaryota; Metazoa; Chordata; Aves; Passeriformes; Cinclidae. Bases 1 to 366 code for a protein of 121 amino acids. The record is from RefSeq and is a predicted model, not a curated record.